This is a messenger RNA of Vespula vulgaris, 1517 nucleotides long. RefSeq names its product trichohyalin-like. Gene Ontology annotation, molecular function: protein binding. The coding region runs from base 288 to 1517 and encodes 409 amino acids. The record is from RefSeq and is a predicted model, not a curated record. Gene Ontology annotation, cellular component: motile cilium; cytoplasm. Lineage: Eukaryota; Metazoa; Arthropoda; Insecta; Hymenoptera; Vespidae. Gene Ontology annotation, biological process: cilium organization. The transcript is spliced from 4 exons.
AUCAAUGUUUAGGUGCAAAAAGAUAUACAAAAAAAGAUAAAAGAAGAAAAAGAAGAAGAAAUAGACGAAGGAAUAGAAAUAGCCACCAUUGUUGAUAUUAAAUCCAAAAAGCUUUUACAAGGAGAAGAAUUCAUAAUACAUAAAAAGCGGGGAGGCUUUCUCUAUCCUAGACCUAGUAUAUUUCCAUUGCCGCCAACUUUAAUAGAAACGGAAACGGAAACAAUCGAUACCAACGAUAAAGUAUUCAUAUAAAUAUCUUUAUAUAACGAAUACACUCUUAAAAUGAUAUGUAUAUACAGGUCGAUGAUAUAAAAGAGGUGAUCACAGAAGAGAUAAUAACAGAAAACAGUUUUGUGAAAUCCGAAAAUAUAGGGGUGAAGAGUAUGCAAUUCGACAUAUUUCCUAUAACAAUUUUAACACCGUACGAAGCAAGAGCGAUAGCCUCUGUCCUUCAGGAAUGCGUAGAUCAUUUAGCUAUCGUACGAUAUACCAUACCAGCAGAGAUCGAUGAUCGUUGGGACGAUAUCACGAAACCUAUAAACGAGAAAUACGGUGGCCCGGAAGAACCCCAUAUAAUCAUCAGGGAGGAAACUAAUUUACCACCAUUGAUGUUGUCGAAUGCGGAAAAAUUUCAGAGAGACAGAACUUAUAUGCACAAGAUUUUAAAGAUGACUCUCGAUGAAAUCAAACAUUAUCGAAAAUUCAACGUCCUCGAAGAGGAGGUCAAUGAUAUUAUGAGGAUGUUGGAGGACGAGAAUAAUCUUGAUAAAACUUGUACGUUCUGGGAAAAUCAAGUUAAUCAAUUACGACAAUUGAUCAAGGACGAAACGAGCAAGCAGGAACGUGAGAAGAGACAGUUGUUGAAAUCGGCUCAAAUGACAAAAGCGAAAAUCGAUGAUACUAUCUACGAAGUCGCAUUGAAAAUGGGUUACGUGGAGAACUGGGAAAAUGCGAGAUUUAAUCAGCAUUCGUUGAAAAUUACAACGGAAGAGCAAGAUCUUUUAAAUGAAAUCGACGAAUAUCAAAAGAAGCAGAUCAUAGAGAAAAUUGUUACUGACGAGAUAUGUGCUUACUAUCAGGAGAAUAUCAAAAAUAUGGAGAAUGAGAUGUUAGAAUGGUCCGAUCAAUACGACCAAGAGAUGGAAAAAAGACAACGAGAUAUAGACAAUUUAAAGGUAAAAGUUGAAGAACAAAAACUCGAAAUUCAAGAUUUGCAUAUUAUGAAAGACGAGAGACAGGAAGUUAUCGACAAUUAUCUAGCUGAAAUAAAGAGAUUAGAAGAGGAAGCUAAAUACCAAGCGCUUCUCAAUCAUGCCGCAACAGUUAUUCAAGCAGCAAUAAGAGGAUAUUUGGUGAGACACGAACUAGGUGAGUAUAAAAAUCUUCGAGCACGAUUACGUAAGAGAAAGAAAUUGGCAGCUGCGAAAAGAAGGAAAUUGGAAAAACAACGAAAGAUAUUGGAGGAGGAAGAAAUGAAGAAAUUGAAAGAUGCUAGGCUUAGAGGCAGAAUUAAGUGA